AUGGCGCCGCUAUUCCCGCGGCACGCGCUGCUCGCGGCGGCCGUGCUGUCCUCUCUCCUUGUUGCACUGGUAACUUGUUCCGCCGCAGCGACUCCACCCGCGGCACCGGCAUCCGCUAGCGGCGCGACUGCGAAUGUGUGUCCAGCAACGAAGCUUCCGCCGACUGCGCGGAAGACUCGGUCUCUUCGCUGCCCCGUGGCGGCAACCGCGUCGUGCUGCGCGGAGUGCGCGGACGUGUCGGCCGCGCAAAUGAUGACCGGCGCAAACCUUUCCGCCGUGCUCACGAAUAUCAGACCCUCAUUCGCAGGCCUCGUCGAGCCGAGCGUUAAGGUGUGCGACCUGUUCGUUGGCCAACUUGAGUGCCCCUUUCUCGUCGAGGCGAUCGUGUGUGGCGCCAACUGCAACCCUGAUUCGGGCAGCUAUGUGAACAGCACCAAGGACGGCGCGUCAGUCAUGUUAAUCUGCCCGGAAUUCGCUGACCGCAUCUUCAGUGCCUGCAAGGGCAUCAAACUGGGCACGUAUGUGCUGAGCGAGCUGAUAGCGGAUGCACAAGCAUUCAUCGACACGGUUAUUGUCAACACGAUCAAGGUGGCUGGAGUGCCCAACCUCAACGUCACAAACCAGCCCUCGCCAGUACAAGCCCAUGCGACGCUGCUGCUUCCAUUCCCCCCACUUGCGCUGCUCCUGGUGGUGGCAGCACAACCAUCACGCCCCCCCCUUCACCUCCCCCACCUAAGAGUGGUGCUUAUUCAUCAUUCUCAUACUUCCCUCAACUUCCUUCGAUUUCGCCUUUGUCUGCCUCGUCGACCUUGUUUCCUCCACUGCCUCUUCGCCCUCUUACCCCUAGACCUCUCCCCCUUUCGACUCUUCCAAUCUCUUCCCCCCCUCAACUUAUAUCCUCUCCCUGACCCUCCCCGACUCUCCCUCUCCAUCCUCUCUCCCACCUCCGCCUUCUUACCCCUAAAUAUCCUCCACGUCUACCCUCUCCCUUCUUCCACCUUCUCUCCUCCCCACCCUCUCCCCCUCCGCACUUCCCACCUUCCCAGCAACUUUGUGCCGAACCUCACCAUCGGCCCUCCGGUGAUUGCUGCGCUUCGAAAGCACACGGAUGCCUACCUGGACUGCCACCUCAUGGUCACAGACCCCUUCGCCUACGUGGAGUCUAUGAAGCAGGCCGGGGCCUCCUCCUUCACCUUCCAUGUGGAGGCUGUGCCAGGCAGGGCACAGCAGCUGGUGGCUGAGGUGCAUGCAGCGGGCAUGAGGGCGGGGGUGGCCAUCAAGCCUUCCACGCCUGUCGAAUCCGUCCUGCCCCUCUUGGAGGGGCAGGAGGCAGUGGAUGUGGUGCUGGUGAUGACGUUGGAGGGGCAGGAGGCAGUUGAUGUGGUGCUGCUGGUGAUGAUUGUGGAGCCGGGGUUCGGAGGGCAGUUGGAGGGGCAGGAGGCGGUGGAUGUGGUGCUGGUGAUGACGUUGGAGGGACAGGAGGCAGUGGAUGUGGUGCUGGUGAUGACAGUAGAGCCGGGGUUUGGAGGGCAGGCGUUUAUGCCUGACAUGAUGCCCAAGGUGCAGUUUCUACGGUCACGAUUCCCAGAGCUGGAUAUUCAGGUGGAUGGCGGGUUGGGUCCAUCGACCAUUGGUCAAGCAGCAGAAGCUGGAGCCAACUGCAUUGUUGCUGGAAGCUCUGUGUUUGGCGCUUCCGACCCGGCCGCUGCCAUUGCUGUCCUCCGUGAUGCCGUGCUAAAAGCGCAGCAAUAA
This is a messenger RNA of Closterium sp. NIES-65, 1752 nucleotides long. The record is from the annotation of a GenBank genome assembly. Lineage: Eukaryota; Viridiplantae; Streptophyta; Zygnematophyceae; Desmidiales; Closteriaceae.